Molecule: messenger RNA, 2073 nt
Organism: Ilex paraguariensis (yerba mate)
Lineage: Eukaryota; Viridiplantae; Streptophyta; Magnoliopsida; Aquifoliales; Aquifoliaceae
Source: the annotation of a GenBank genome assembly
AAGCAAUUUAUGGUAAUACGGGGCCGGUUAUGAUCAUUUUGCACAAACAUAUCUCUUUCGUUCAAUUGGCAUUUGAUGUUGAUGCCUGCUUGAGAGAGAAGGUGAAGCUCAUCACCCCUGCUGCGUCUGCUGCCUCCCUUGAAAAUCAUGUCUUCUAAGUUGAAAAGUCCUGUCCAGACACAGAUGGCUGUUGCAGUGCUGAACAACAGCCCAUGCAGUGGUGGCUAUAAUGGGGAUAACAGAUUGGAAGGGAAACCUCCCUCCUCACCUGCUGGGAGGAGGCGAAUCUUUGUACAAACUGAUAGUGGCUGUGUUUUGGGGAUGGAUUUGGAUAGAGGAGACAAUGCCCAUACAGUAAAAAAGAGGUUGCAGCUUGCUCUUAAUGUUCCAACUGACGAGAGCUCUCUGACAUUUGGAGACAUGGUAUUGAACAAUGAUUUGAGAGCCGUUAGAAACGAUUCCCCACUUCGUCUCACCAGAAACAAUAUGCACAGGAGCUCAUCAACUCCAUGCCUGUCACCCACUGGGAAGGGUCUCCAACAAAGAGAUAAGAGUGGUCUUAUUGAGAUUCUUGGUUGCUCGAAUAACUUUGCUAGAACAAACAAGCUGGUUAAAGAAAUUAUGAAGGCAAUUAAGAAUGGGGUUGAUCCAAUCCCCGUAAAUGGUGGUCUAGGAGGUGCUUAUUAUUUCAGAAACCGUAAAGGUGAAUCUGUUGCCAUUGUGAAACCGACUGAUGAGGAGCCCUUUGCACCAAACAACCCAAAAGGCUUUUUGGGCAAAGCUCUUGGACAGCCUGGCCUUAAGCGUUCUGUGAGGGUUGGAGAAACAGGGUUCAGAGAAGUAGCAGCCUACCUUUUGGAUUACGGACACUUUGCCAAUGUGCCCCCAACAGCACUUGUGAAAAUCACACACUCUAUCUUCAAUGUCAAUGAUGGUAUGAAUGGGAACAAGCUUCAGAACAAGGAAGUGGUAAGCAAGAUUGCAUCUCUGCAACAAUUUGUUCCCCAUGACUUUGAGGCCAGUGACCACGGGACCUCUAGCUUUCCUGUUUCUGCUGUACAUAAAAUUGGGAUAUUAGAUGUUAGGAUCUUUAAUACCGACAGGCAUGCAGGAAAUCUUCUGGUUAGGAAGCUUGAUGGUUUCGCAAAGUUUAGUCAGGUUGAGCUCAUUCCUAUUGAUCAUGGUCUUUGCCUACCAGAGAGCUUGGAAGAUCCAUACUUUGAGUGGAUGCAUUGGCCUCAGGCAUCAAUUCCUUUCUCGGAUGAUGAGCUUGAGUACAUAAGGAAUCUUGAUCCCAUUCAUGAUUCUGAGAUGCUGAGAACAGAGCUACCCAUGAUUCGGGAGGCAUGCCUCCGUGUUUUGGUUCUUUCCACAAUUUUCCUAAAGGAAGCAGCAGCUUUUGGACUCUGCCUUGCUGAGAUCGGUGAGAUGAUGAGCAGGGAGUUCCAACGCCAUGGGGAGGAACCAAGUGAGCUUGAGGUUGUAUGCCUGGAGGCUAGGAGGAUUUUAGAAGAGAGAGAACUGUUAUAUUCCGAGUCUGAAGUAACUGGUCGAGAGUUUCAGUUUGAUAUGGAUUUUGAAUAUGCAGAGGCGGGACUUUCACCAAAGAUAUCAGGAGAUUUUCCAAACAAAUCUGCAUUUCCUUUGGAGCUUAAACAUGUGACUAGUUGGAGAUCGCUGUCAAAAGUAGACGAAAGCAAGGAAGUGGGAAAAUUUGAGAUGGACGAGGAGAUGACUGGGACAAACAGUAGCAAUGUCAAGCAAAAUGAGCAUCACUUUCCAACUUUUUCAAGGCUUUCACUGUCUCUGAAGAAAAUUAGUUUGGGGAAGAAGAAACUGCCACACAACGGUGGGAAACCUGAAGUUGCUUUCGUGGAUGGGGGCCGAAGAAGUGCAAAGGAGUUCCUUCCAGUGACAACAAGCUUUGUGAAGCUGGCGGACAUGAACGAAGAGGAAUGGAUUCUUUUUCUUGAUAAGUUCCAGGAGCUUCUUUAUCCUGCGUUUGCAAACCGAAAAUCUCUCCAAAUUGGCCAGAGGCAGAGACAGAGGCUCGGAACUUCAUGCCAGUUCUGA